GGUUGACAAGGCGAGGUGACGCGAGCGGCGCGACGAAGGGGCGGGCUCUGAAAGCCAGAACCUGACUGAACGCAUCGCCCCUUCACGCUGUGGUGGUCGUUUGGCUCUGGACGGUGCUCUCUGUGUAGUCCUGCACUGCUGUAGCCGCCGCGGCACCAUGGCUGUGUUUGCCGUGCUGCUGUCCUUUUUGGUGGCGGGUGUUUUGGGGAAUGAGUUUAGUAUAUUAAAAUCACCAGGGUCUGUUGUCUUCCGAAAUGGAAAUUGGCCUAUACCAGGAGAGCGAAUCCCAGAUGUAGCUGCAUUGUCCAUGGGCUUCUCUGUUAAAGAAGACCUUUCUUGGCCAGGACUUGCAGUGGGUAAUCUAUUCCAUCGUCCCAGGGCUACCAUUAUGGUGUUGGUAAAGGGAGUUGACAAACUGGCUCUACCUCCCAGCCAUGUCAUCUCAUAUCCUUUGGAGAAUGCAGUUCCUUUUAGUCUGGACAGCGUUGCAAAUUCCAUUCACUCCUUAUUUUCUGAAGAAACUCCUGUGGUUUUGCAGUUGGCUCCCAGUGAGGAAAGAGUGUAUAUGGUGGGGAAGGCAAAUUCAGUUUUUGAAGACCUUUCAGUCACAUUACGGCAGCUGCGUAAUCGCCUGUUUCAAGAAAACUCUGUUCUCAAUUCACUUCCCCUCAACUCUCUGAGUAGGAACAAUGAAGUUGACUUGCUCUUCCUUUCUGAACUGCAAGUGCUCCAUGACAUUUCGAGUUUGUUGUCUCGUCACAAGCAUCUAGCCAAAGAUCAUUCUCCUGAUUUGUAUUCACUGGAGCUGGCAGGGUUAGAUGAAAUUGGAAAACAUUAUGGGGAAGACUCUGAACAGUUCAGAGAUGCUUCUAUGAUCCUUGUGGAUGCUCUGCAAAAGUUUGCAGAUGACAUGUACAAUCUCUAUGGUGGAAAUGCAGUGGUAGAAUUAGUGACUGUCAAAUCUUUUGACACAUCUCUUGUGAGGAAGACAAGGACUAUCCUUGAGACAGAGCCAGAGAACACUGAAAGCCCCUAUAACCUUGCAUACAAGUAUACUUUUGAUUACUCAGUGAUUUUCAACAUGGUAUUUUGGAUAUUGAUCGCGUUGACCUUGGCCGUGAUCAUCACCUCUUACAACAUUUGGAAUAUGGAUCCUGGCUAUGACAGCAUCAUUUACAGGAUGACAAACCAGAAGAUUCGAAUGGACUGAACUCUCCUCAUGCCAGAUUUAAACAAGGAGUUUGAACAUGAGCUGUUUUAUUAAAAUAUAUCUUUUAGUGUGGUUUAAAAUAGAUAGUACACUUUAAAUUUAUAUAAAAAAACAGCAAAUUCUGUUCUCUAUUUUGUGUGUGCCUGUGAUUAUUUUUAGAGUAUAGUAUUGAUGUGAAUCAAAAUAUGUGACAUAGACGCCAUAACAUGCUUGAGUAUUAUGAUAUAGCCAUUUAAUAACACAAUUUCAUUCCAUUUAGUAAAUUUGGAAACAUGCACUGAAAGAAAUGUAAACACUUAGAAUAGCUUAUGUUAUUUAUGUUGGGAAAAUGCACUGAAUUUAUUAGAGAAACUAAGGAAUGCUUCACUUGCCUGUACAGGACAGACGAAAAUCCUCUUGGCGCUGUUACACACUAUGAAGCGUAUGUAAGUGUAUUUGCUGUAAAUACCUCUGACUGAGAGACACUGUCUUAGGGCAGCCCUAAGACACUGAAUGGUUGGCUAGUCACUGGGUUUGAGCUGUACCUGAUCGAAAGUGUGGCUGUUCUAACUUCUGCUGCAAGUUCGGUGACCCACGUGUCUCGUAGGGAUGCUACAGUGACUUAAGAAGAGACUGGCUACGUGGCAUGUAGAUGCUUGUAAUUAGGCCAAACAAAUCUUUGGGGACAUCCAAAGGCAUGAAUCUGAAAUAUUGUUAUUUCAGUAACUUCCCAAAACCCUGGGAAGUUACUGUGGUCUGUGGUGCAACUUUAUUCUGUAGAAGAUUAGGUGAAAAUAAAUGGUUUGUUCUUUUCAUGUGGAAGUGGACCAAUGUCUAUAAAGAGUGACAAAUAAAGUUAAUGAUUACAAAUUCA
Messenger RNA from Cavia porcellus (domestic guinea pig), 2063 nucleotides. It is a transcript of the gene Atp6ap2, whose product is annotated as ATPase H+ transporting accessory protein 2. Gene Ontology annotation, molecular function: signaling receptor activity. Lineage: Eukaryota; Metazoa; Chordata; Mammalia; Rodentia; Caviidae. The record is from RefSeq and is a predicted model, not a curated record. Gene Ontology annotation, biological process: positive regulation of Wnt signaling pathway. The transcript is spliced from 9 exons. Gene Ontology annotation, cellular component: membrane; external side of plasma membrane. Bases 158 to 1210 code for a protein of 350 amino acids.